Gigantopelta aegis is the source of this 9920-nucleotide messenger RNA. RefSeq names its product serine/threonine-protein kinase Nek11-like. Lineage: Eukaryota; Metazoa; Mollusca; Gastropoda; Neomphalida; Peltospiridae. Gene Ontology annotation, biological process: protein phosphorylation. The coding region runs from base 396 to 2339 and encodes 647 amino acids. Gene Ontology annotation, molecular function: protein kinase activity; ATP binding. The record is from RefSeq and is a predicted model, not a curated record. The transcript has 14 exons.
CCGAAAAUUUGAUAGUCAUUAAAAACAAAAGUUUGCAAUAACAUGUUUACUAUUUUGAUACAUCUCAAAGAACACAGUCAUUCAAUUGGCAACACAUGAUGCGGUCUAGUGUUCUUAAACUUGUGAGGUGUUUUUACACUGUUUUAUUGUGUCACUGUGUGUCACAUUGACAUUGUCAUUGUUGAACAUUGUAUGAUUGUUCAUUUCCGUGUUUUAUUUGGAGGGUUUCAUCAUUUGAGUUGUUAGAAGUGAAAAAACCCCAAACCCAAAACAACAACAAACAAUAAUAACAAUAAACAAAAAGUAAACACACAGAUUAUAACUAAAUUAGCUGUUACCACAUGUAGGAUUGUGUAUUUUGGUAAAAUAUAAUUUGAUGAAGCAUUGAAAGUGUGAUGGCUCCCAGCAGGCCCUCAAAAGACGGGGAGACAAAUUCUGCAAGAGUUCUUGCUAACAGAUAUGAAGUUGUCAAAAAGCUUGGAAGUGGAAAUUUUGGAACAGCAUUUUUGUGCAAAGAUCUGAAAAAUAAUGAGGAACUGAAAGUUUUGAAGGAAAUUUCUGUUGGUGACCUCCAACCUGAUGAAACGGUUGAUGCCAUGCACGAAGCCAGACUGCUGUCUAAACUCGACCACCCCAGUAUUGUCAAGUUUCACGACAGUUUUAUUGAUGGAGAGUUUUUUUGUAUUAUUACAGAAUACUGCGAGGGUGGAGACCUAGACCACAAGAUAACUCAAAAUAGAAAAAACAAGACCAGCUUUGAUGAGAAGACUGUGGUGGACUGGCUAGUACAGCUGGUGUUAGCCGUUCAUUACAUGCACAGUCGUCGAGUCCUGCACAGAGAUCUAAAAACCAGAAAUAUCUUCUUAAAGAACAACAUGAUAAAGAUAGGUGAUUUUGGAAUAUCACGCAUCUUGAUGGGUACAACAGACAUGGCAUCUACAUUUACUGGUACUCCAUAUUACAUGAGCCCUGAGGUGUUAAAACAUGAAGGAUACAACUCCAAGUCAGAUGUUUGGUCUAUUGGAUGUAUUCUGUUUGAAGUUUGUGCCUUAGAUCAUGCCUUCUUUGGUCAGAGCUUAAUGGCUGUCAUGUAUAAAAUAGUGGAGGGAGACCCUCCUGACCUGCCAAGUACAUAUUCCAAGGAACUUAAUAAUGUUUUUAAAAAAAUGUUGGUCAAGGAUCCUUACGAAAGACCAUCAGCUACAGAAAUCACAAAACUGCCUUUCAUUGCCGCUCAUAUAGCAAAAAUGUCUCAAGAACAUCGUUCUAAGCAUAACCAUGACCAACAAAAAGCUGAUCAGGAGGCAGACGAAAUUGCCAACUUUCUGCGUGAGAAGAGUCAUUUAGCUGAUCUUCGUAGAGCGGAGGAGACGAAGCCCACCAGGACGAGACAGAUGACGGCCCGUGAGAGGAUGCGCCUGCGGAAGUUGCAGGAGGCAGACCAGAAAGCAGAGCGGCUAAAGCAACAAGCAAAAAUACAACUGAUUGAGAACAAGGAGCGAACAAGUGCCAUCAAAGAAAGCCUAAAUAAAACCACAGUCCCAAUCUGGGCAUUUGGCAAGGGAGAGGGAGAACGUGUAAGGGAAGCACUGACAAUCAAGCCACAGAAGUUAAACGGGAGAAGAGAUCACAUUGACCCAUAUAAAGCAAAAGUCCUGGCAGCUGGACAGGAUUCUAGUGAUUACGAUGAUGAUGAAGACAUUGAGUUUAACACAGUGAUCGACCGGUCGACCCUCACCUCCUCUACGCUCAGUCCUUACAGCAAACUCCUUGACCCCGUGGACCGGCCCAUAACUCCAAUGAAAGACACAAUGGUAUACGAUCCCAGGAACUCAUCUUUAGACUUUAAAGAUGGUAUACCUGAUCAACCUGAGCUUGCUGAAACCUACUACUCACAGUUUGAAUUUGACCCUGAUGAUGAGGGGAGUGGUGAUGAUGAUGGCGAUGAUGAUGUGGUAAACAGCGAUGAGGGAACACUUGUCGCUGGGGACGACGAAGAGGAUUUUAUCAAGUGUUUGCAGGGAGCCUUGGACAAAAGUGAUGGAGCAGGAACCGUAACAUUAGCAGAUGACACAAUAUCCGGUGCCUUUGGUUCUGUAGCACGAGAUGUGAAAAUAAAAAAGCUUCGAGCUGAAUGUGAGAAAAUGCUGACGGUUCCAGUGUUUGAAAAGGCGUAUGAAUACCUCAAGAAUGCACGAUAUGGAAAAGACAAAGAUGGCUGCAAUGAAAAGGAAAUUAUGGAUGGGCUGCGGAAGUUUGUCAAAAAUCCAUCUGACUGUUUUCCUAUCGAUCAACUGCUAUUUCUAGAGGAACAAGUCGAGAUCUCAAAAAAGAGUUAAAAAUAAUUAAUACAUUAGACAUUUUCUUGUUACAAUUUUUUUUUAUUGGUAUUAAUUUAUUUUCUCUUCUGCUGUAUGUCAGAAUUUAUUUUUACCAAAAAUAUUUUCUACAGUACUUUUGUCUAAUGCUCCAAGUGACAAAAGUAUAUUAAAUUUAUAUUGGUUUGUCCAGAGACUGAAUUACAAAAUAUUAGAGUAUAAAACAAUAUGGAAGCAGUAGUCUUUAGCCAGUUUUUAAUGGCAACAGGUGCAAAACUACAUUGUUAUGAAAUUUGUAUCUUUUUAUUUUGAAACUAUUGGAUGUUCCAUUUAAAGAGUAACGAAGAAUGGAUAAAUUUAUACAUUAUGUUGAUGGGUAACAAGAAUAGACAAAUUAUUUUAAGAACUAUUGAUAUGAAUGGAACAUCCUAUAGUUUAUAUUAUAUUUGACAGGUUCAGAAAUGACAGAUGUUAUUCUAUGUUUGUAUGUCAAUAUGCAGCUAUGCAUUUACAGUUGUGUGCAGGUAUACAUGACAUUAGAUAUUGAAAACAGAAUUACUUGCAUUCUUAGUGAAGUAAUUGUGUGGUAAUAUAUGAACAAGAUAACUCCAAGGAGAAAAAUGUGAAAUAUUUUUAUGUUUGUACAAUAUAUUAAAUGAGAAAUUAGUUUUUAUCUGUGGCUGGUCCUGCCAAUAUGGUCCUGGGGCCUAAAUCACUAAAGUCGCACAAUUUUGCGAUCUUGCAGUGCAGUGGAAAAAGACUUGAAAGGACGAUGCAAUAUUGCUUAAGAGAUCUUAGGAGAGCCUUGUGAAUUAGGGUCGUGUUCUACUGGUACUGAUUCUCGGUCUGAUUCAGACAACCUGAGGCUUUGUUCAUGCAACUCAGUGAAUGCAAUGCAAGAUCUAGUCUAGGACUUUUCAAAUAAUAGAUGGAGAGUCAAAAUAUUUUGGACUGUUCACAAAAGAGAUGGAGAGUCAAAAUAUUUUGGACUGUUCACAAAAGAGAUGGAGAGUCAAAUAUUUUGGACUGUUCACAAAAGAGAUGGUGAGUUAAAAUAUUUUGUUAUUUGAGGCAGUGUUUCACAACAUUUUUGAAAUGCAAAUUUGUUGACUACUUUUCUAAACUGAUGUGGACCAAUUUUAAAAUUCCGUCCAUUUUUAUAAGUCAUAUUAUGCUAGAUUUGUUUUUAUUAAUCCUGUGAACCUACAUAGACUCUGCUUCAGGUAAGCAUCAGGUAGGACUGGAGAUUAAAGCCACUGGCCCUAGUUCCUACAAAGAGUAAACUAGUUUUAUAUAUUCCAGUUGUUAUUUUGCCGUAAUACUUACAACUUUUAAUUACAGUACCGUAAACUGAGACAAAAAUGUCAAUGACCAUUUGGUCAGUAUGUGCACCACAAUUCACUGUGCACAUUUCAGACAUCUCUACACAAUUUUAAAAUAAUAAAUAGUAGCUACUAAUCAAUUUUCAAAACCAAAUAUUCCCUGAAUAUAAAUUUUGCAUUAUUCAUACCCAAACUCAAGACAUAAAAUUUAUAUGCAUUCAUCAUUUUCAUUGCAGAUAUGCAUAGAAUACACCAAUAGUUGUUUGCGAAAUUUAGAUGCUGUGAACAUACAUGUUUUAAAAAAGAAACCAUGUUGCAAUAUUAAGUUAGGCCUACAGAAAUCAAUUUUAAUAAAUCUAAUGUGUUUUUGGUCAUCCUAAUGUUUGUAGCAGAUCAAAAUGCAUUGUACCUUGGAAUUAGGGUUAGGAACACUCAUUUAGGCCAUCCUUCAAAACAUUUAACCUGCAAGGCUGUGCCUUAUUGGAAGGGAAACAUCCAAACAAGUACAUGUACAUUAAAGUUUUAACUGACAAUUUACAAAAAAACUUUUUGUCUUGCUGUUGAAAACCCUGUUACUGCAUCCUGAUUCUUUUUUCACUAACCCCGAAUUACUUUAAGCUUUACCUGUUUACUGUAACUUGACCAGCUCACCUUUUUCAAAAGUAAUUUCUUUUUGUGUUUUUUUUUUAAUAAUGAUACUAUAAAUUCAAAAACAAAUUUAACAAAGAGAAUAUCAUCUGACUCUCUGCUAUACUAGUGGCCUAAUAUUUUUUAAAGAUGGCCUUAUUAAAAAUUUGUUUUGCAUAUUUACUUCUUUCUCAUCAUUAACAAUCAUUAUUAUAAUAGUAGUACCUAGUACCUACACUAUGCGGAAGUAUCUUGUUAAUGAUUGUCACCCUGCUGUUUUUACAAGUUGUCAAAGGUGGAGUGAAAACUAUUUAAAUGUCUUUAGAAGUGAACAAGAUAUUUUGCUCAAUGUUUUGAUUAUUUCAUUGCUCAAGGUUAUUCUGCAAUAGUAUGGUUAGUGUGUGCUGUUAGGAAAUAUUGAUAAAAACGAAGCUCUGUAGUGGUUUGAGGGUUCAAUUCUUACACAUUACAGUUAUUUAUUUUUAAUUACAAGGAAUGCAACAAGAUGACAGCAGUUGGGGUGGAGGGGAGGGGUAACUAUAUAUUAAUUAGUCUUUCAGCAGUGCCCCUCAUCCCCCCACUUCUGACACCUAUGUUAAAUAUAUUUAUUAUUCCGGUCUAAAACAGGAAAUGGUUUCUGUUUUAGCCAAUUUUAGAAAUUUGAAAUAUAUUUUUAUAAAAUUAUUUAUGUGAGUAAUAUUUGAAUUUUGGAUUAUUUAAAUACAGUUGUUUUACUCAGUGUGUACAAAAUGAGCAACUGAUUAAUUUGUCUAUUGAUGGGGUGGAGUCUACUAAUAUAAAUAUGAUUCCGCAGUGACAUUUACUGUGUAACUUGGUUUGACCGGUAGUCAUGGCAGUUGUUGAUCUUUACUCAUGCUGAGUUAACGUUAUUAAAAAAAAUUAAUGUUUAAUUCUUAAAGGUUGGAAAUAAAACUUAUGUUAUUAAAAUCUAUUUUACAUUCUUUUUUAGUAAUGAAGUUAUAAAAAUUGUAUCUUAUAUUCUAAAAAUAUAUUAAACUAGAUGAAUAUGUAUUUAUAUUCACAAAAAAACAGUCAUGACACAAAAUAUACUUAUUGAAAUGGGGAAGUAAGAACUCUUUGAAACAGAACUUGCCUGAAAUGUGUUGUUUCUUUCUUAUAAAAUCUUUUACUAUUUUUUUUCUAAUUUCCCUACAACAGACUACAUUUUUUUUUUAUUGUUGGCAUGUUUGUGCACACAAAUAAUUACAAAUACAUUUUUAUCAUUCCAAACCAUAUGGAUUGAUUUCAUUCCAAAACCAUGUUAUAAAGAUAUUUGUCCAGUGAUUAUUGUUCUGUAUUUUAAAAUGUGUGUAUUGUUUAUGCCAUUUUGUACUCGAAUAUGAUUUUGUUUGAAAAGCUGUAUUAAUUGUUUUAUUCAUGCUUGAUUUUGUUUUGACCCAUUCUAACCCAUGCAGCAUGACUGAUAAAUUAAAAGUUGUGGUAGGCACUGACCUGCUUGUGGGAAGAUGCAUGUAAAAUAUAUGUUGCUGCUGGUGCGAAAAAGCACCAUCUGUUAUUGAGGCCUUACACUGGCAAUGAUUUUACUUUAAAAGUCUGCAAUACCUUGUGCAAAAUGCUAGUAACUAAUCGAGCAGUUUGCACAAGGUUCCUUUAAGGGUGAGCUCGGGUUAGUUUGUGCCUGUAUACAUUGUAUUAUAGGAUGAACUGUCUCAUAUAUUCAGAGGUCAUUUUCAUUCUGCGAGAAAGAAUAUAUUUAUAUGAAAUGUGAUAAAUCGACAGUGUGAUCAUGAAAUGGGACUUGAUUUGUAGCUGGUGCAACCCAUCCUGUAUUUGUUCCAAAUUGUGUAAAUUUUGAGUGAAUGUUUUUGUGAUUUCUUUUCUGAAUUCCUUUUCCUGGCUGCAGGGCCUAUUUUUGUUUUGCCUUUAUGAAGUAAAAAGGUGAGAUACAGAUAUUACAUUUCUAACGGUGACAGAGGCAUUGGCAUAAAAUUUUGCAUUAAAGUUUAAUGUUAAAACUUUGAUGUUUACACCAGUUUUUCAAAAACUAUAAGUCUUAGGUCAAUGAAACUUGGUUUAUAGUUUACGGGUGUUUAUUACAGUGCACUGAAAAGGUUUGUGGUAGGUGAGACAUUUAAUUCUGUUGAAUUCUUGUGAUAAUGCUGAAGUCAUUACUCAGCAUUUAGGCAGCUGCCAACUUAUGUCCUUUGUCCUUUGUGAUUAUGUGAGGUUGCAGGUGAUAAGAUAUGCCUAAAGAACGAUGAGGGUUAUGUAGGUCAAGUUCUCAUAGUGGGACGUAGCUCAGUGGUAGAGCACUUGCCUGAGGUGUGAUGGGUCAGACGAUUGAUUGCCCUCAGUGGACUCCUGUCUUAACCAGCACCUUACAACUGGUACAUCAAAAGCUAUGGUAUGUGCUGUCCUGUCUAUGGGAUAAUGAGUAGCCUAUGUAUUCGCAGUGAGUGCUUUAUCUCAUUCUCUAGAUCUAAUGUCAAAGAAAAAACCCAAACAGAUAUAAUUUAAAAAGUGCUGAGGUGUUAUUGAAACAAACAUUCCUUUCUUCUGUACACAAAUGUUCAGGCCUGCAGGAAAGAUAUGUGAUGGGUGUGUGUGCGUUGGGGUACAUGCCCAAAUGUAUGUGUGUGUGUGUGUGUGGCAUAUUUGUUUAUAUAUAGUUGGAUGAAAAAAAGACAAUAUUUUGACUCUAACAAUUGCCACGCACGCACGCAUGCACGCACACACACACUCACACUCACACUGGAUCCUAUAGGUCUACGGCCCAUGUUACACAACGAUCUUAUUGCUAAGAUAACCUUAAAUGCAUAAUUCCUUCAUUCACUUAAAGUGAUCUUAGUGGUGUGAUCGCUUCAGGGUUUCAGAUGUAUGUAUUCUUUGUGAAAGGUGGACAUUGCCACUUUUAAGGUGUUUUUAGUAUGAGCCUGCAAGUGAUUAAGGAAUAUAUAAUUAUAUUUUCUAGACUGAAAUACUGUUGGACUUUGGUUUUUAGACCGUCCAGUUAUAUACCUUGAUGCCUGUGAUAUAACUUAUUUAAUUAAUAUGAAUUAUUUUGUGUGGCUUGUUUUUUCAGUCAAUACAUAUAGACAUAUCAGUAUUCAUUUGGUGUGUUUUUUUCUUUUGAACUAAACCAGGUUGUGGGAUUUCUUUAAUAGUUUCUACAUUGCAGUGAUGUACAUAAAUUAUGUAAUAAGAGACCAUCUGUGCAGGGAAACCAGAGGGUUUUGGGGUUUUUUGGUAGAAGGGUGUGUGUGCUGUGACACCCAUUUCUCUAGUUUUAAAAUGAUAAAACUGUUCAUUUAAUAUUAGGUGUGUGUACAGGAGGGUGGGGGUUGGGGUGGCAGGUGGUUGAGGGUCAAAACCCCUCCCUGCUCAAGUAAAUUUAUCUUUUUUUCAAUGUAUUUCUGGGAGGACAUGACCUGAUUUCCCUUCAUAAUUGAUACAUAUUUAAAAUAUAUCUUUAUAUAAAAACACUGCCUUCUUUAUUUGACAGUCUUAACUACUAAUACCCUAUCUUCCUUACCUACCAAAGUCAUGUAUUUCACAAUAUUUAUUAACUGAUUGUGAAUGUAAAGGCUUUUAAUUUAGUCCCAACCCCUUACCCAUUACAAACUUCUUUUUUAAUGCAUUUAUUUAUUUAUUAUUAUUAAACACAUUUUUUAUCCCACUGCCACCUUCCUUUCUCUCCUGUGAAUUCCAUCUCAUUUCUUCCCAAUAAUGCAAUCAUCCUAUCUUUCAACUUCUUUCACUGUCCACCUCUACAUCCCAGUCCUUGUCUCCAGCUGCCCGUCUCAUGCCACACAUCUGACAUUUCCCAUCCUCUUUAGCUGUGGGCUUAGUGUAACCAGUUGAAAACUUUAUACCUGUGUCAACUCAUAGCUCCUUUCUCACUCCACCACUGGUCAAAUACAGAACCUUUUAAUAGUACAUAUUGUGAAGAUAUUUAUGUUACAAAUUAUGUUGUAUUAGAGAUUGCGAUUUAUCCAUCUCAGAAUCAUAAACAACUGCUGUUCAAGAUGGUUACAUCUUGACUUGAUUUCAUUAAUCUUUAUAUGCAAAUGAACAUUUUGUAUUUUGACAUUGGUGUGUUGUUUCCCACUCUUGGGUUGGAGGAUAAAAAUAACAACAGAUUAAUGAUGUAGAAUAUCGGCUAAUAAUCUAUCAAUGACAAAUGUGGGAUUCCUCAUUCUUACUAAAACUGGGCGGUAUACAGUGUGUACUGUUCGGUAUCAAUAUCAUGUCAGUACCAAUUUACCGUACCGAACAAAUUUCAAAAUCCUGAAAUUUUGGUAUUGAAAAAUGUUUCCUGCCAUUUAUUAAAGCACUAACAAUAUAUUUGACAAAUGCAAAAUGUGUUGGUAUAAAUCAGACGAGAGCCUUGUGUGUGGAAUUUUAUUUUAUUUAAAUGAAAUUAGCUAGUGAGCCUUAACUCGGGCAUGCAUUUAAAGCCGAGUAUACUGAAAAUACAGCUUGAUGCCGGUAUCAGUAUUGGUAUUGUGUCAAUACCGAGUACCGUACUGAUGCCGAGGUAAAUCACCCCCAAAAUACCGAUACCAAUGCCGAACCUCAAAUUUCAAUACUGCCCAGCUCUAAUUCUUACCUCAAAGAUAAAUCCAAUAAUCCACAUCAUUAACAUGUUAUCCUUUAUUUAAACAAGGAUUUGCCAGCCAAUUCUAUAUAAUAUCUAUAUAUGUAUUUUAAAUAAUAUUUACAAAAACGUAUAAAUAUCUGCUAGUUCACCUAGUUUGAAAAUGGUGUGCUAGGUCGGAGAAAUUCAGGAGACCAGUUUUAGUAUAAGGAGGGAGGUGGGUUUGUCAGUAAAUGAUGUGUAUAUGUAUGUAUAUAUAUAUAUAUGUAUGUACGCAUGUACGCAUGUAUGUAUGCAUGCAUGUAUGUAUGUAUGUAUGUAUGUGUAUAUAUAUAUAAGGGAAGUAUGUGUAUAUGAAUAUAAGGGAAGUAGAGUUGAUCCAGGAGGAUGAACCUCUGCCAUGGGAAAAUGAGGUUAUUUCAGUGUUUUACCGUAAUGAGUUGGUAGGUGAAAUUUCACUGUUAAAUUUUGACCCUUUUUUUUCUUCUUCUUUUUAAGAAUGUUGUUGUUUGGUAGCAUAUGAGUGUGGUGGGAUAGAUACCCCCGACAAUGUGCCACCCACAUCUUGCUCACUUGUACUUGUCGACUGUCCUCCUGCAAUGGACUGCGAAACAUGCCAUAUUUAUUUACUACAUGGAAUACCUUUCUGUGUGAAACGUUUUACUACAUUUAUGUAGAAUGUUUUGAUAUUCAGAAAGCUAUACCACAGGCUUCAGAAGCAGUCAGCAACUGUGGUGGCGAUGUAUGUUAUUAAUCUGCCUUUCAACUGGGGGUUAAGGCAACCCUUAUUCUGACCUUUUCAGCUUCAGAGUUUGGUGGGAAGGGAAGGGGAGAAGAGAGACACUGUCCCAACGGCCCCAUACUUCUAAUGCCUGUUUACUAUUUAGAAUAUUUAGCUUCAGAAUUUUGUUAUUUGCUUGUCGGUAUUGAGCUAUGUAAUAAUAAUAUACUGAAGAAUAGCAAGAAAGAUACAUGUAUAUUAAUAUGUGUGUGUGUGUUUAAACAGAGUUUGUGACUAUGUUAUUGUUAUAACAAACCAAUAUUUGUAAAUAAAAUAGUAUUACAAUUGUGAAA